GAACGGAAUGCCGAGAAUGCCAUUGAGGCUCUGAAGGAGUACGAACCUGAGAUGGGAAAGGUGUAUCGCAUGAACCGCAAGGCGGUCCAGAGGAUCAAAGCCAGAGACAUCGUCCCAGGAGAUAUAGUGGAGGUGGCAGUUGGUGACAAGGUGCCUGCUGACAUCAGAGUGACCUCGAUAAAGUCCACCACCCUGCGCGUGGACCAGUCCAUUCUCACAGGAGAGUCUGUGUCUGUCAUCAAACACACCGACCCUGUUCCUGACCCUCGAGCCGUCAACCAGGACAAAAAGAACAUGUUGUUUUCUGGCACAAACAUUGCUGCCGGUCGUGCCAUAGGUGUCGUCGUUGCUACGGGUGUCUCGACAGAGAUCGGGAAGAUCCGUAAUCAGAUGGCGUCAACGGAGCAAGAGAAGACACCGCUGCAGCAGAAGCUGGACGAGUUUGGCCAGCAGCUCUCAAAGGUCAUCUCCCUGAUCUGCGUGGCUGUGUGGGUCAUCAACAUCGGCCACUUCGGAGACCCGGUCCACGGGGGCUCCUGGGUUCGAGGGGCCAUCUAUUACUUUAAAAUUGCCGUGGCCCUGGCAGUGGCCGCCAUCCCCGAGGGCCUGCCGGCCGUCAUCACCACCUGCCUGGCCCUCGGCACGCGUCGCAUGGCCAAGAAGAACGCCAUCGUCCGGAGCCUGCCGUCUGUGGAGACCCUGGGCUGUACCUCCGUUAUCUGCUCUGACAAGACGGGCACCCUCACCACCAACCAGAUGUCUGUGUGCAGAAUGUUCAUCCUAGACAAGGUGGAGGACUCCAGCUGCACCCUGCACGAGUUCUCUAUAACUGGUUCUACGUAUGCCCCUGAGGGACAAAUACUCAAAGACAACAAGCCUGUCCAGUGUGGAGACUAUGAUGGACUUGUGGAGUUGGCCACCGUGUGCUCGAUGUGCAAUGAUUCUUCACUGGACUAUAACGAGGCCAAAGGGGUUUAUGAGAAGGUGGGCGAGGCCACAGAAACAGCUCUCACCACCUUGGUCGAGAAGAUGAAUGUCUUCAAGACGGAUCUGUCUGGACUCACCAAGGUGGAGCGUGCCGGUGCCUGCAACUCAGUUAUCAAACAGUUGAUGAAGAAGGAGUUCACCCUGGAGUUCUCUCGUGAUCGCAAGUCCAUGUCUGUCUACUGCACCCCUGUCAAGCCCGGGUCCCAGAGCAAGAUGUUCAUCAAGGGUGCGCCCGAGAGUGUGAUAGAGCGGUGCGAGUACGUACGGGUGGGAAACAGAAAAGUGACGCUGACACCAGCCGUGCGCGACCAGCUCAUGUCUAAGAUCAGAGAAUGGGGGACGGGCAAGGACACCCUGCGCUGCCUGGCGCUGGCUACGCACGAUACUCCGCCACGCAAGGAAAACAUGGAGCUGGAGAAUUCCAGCAAGUUUGCAGAAUAUGAGCUGGGGCUCACAUUUGUUGGCUGUGUGGGCAUGCUCGACCCACCCAGGAAGGAAGUGAUCGGUUCAGUGAAACUGUGCAACGAGGCAGGUAUCCGUGUUAUCAUGAUCACAGGGGACAACAAGGGCACGGCCGUGGCCAUCUGCAGACGGAUCGGCAUCUUUGAAGAGGACGAGGACGUGACGAGAAAGGCCUAUACAGGCCGCGAGUUUGACGAUCUACCGCAGGAGGUGCAGAGAGACGCCGUCAAACGGGCACGGUGCUUUGCCCGCGUGGAGCCGGCUCACAAGUCCAAGAUCGUUGGAUACCUGCAGUCGUUUGACGAGAUUACAGCCAUGACAGGUGAUGGUGUGAACGAUGCCCCGGCCUUGAAGAAGGCAGAGAUCGGCAUCGCCAUGGGAUCCGGUACAGCUGUGGCAAAGUCAGCGUCUGAGAUGGUGCUGUCUGACGACAACUUCUCCACCAUCGUAGCUGCUGUGGAGGAGGGCAGAGCCAUCUACAACAACAUGAAGCAGUUCAUCAGAUACCUCAUCUCCUCAAACGUGGGAGAAGUCGUGUGCAUCUUCCUGACAGCCAUCCUGGGUCUGCCUGAGGCUUUGAUUCCAGUCCAGCUGCUGUGGGUUAACCUGGUGACUGAUGGCCUGCCUGCCACCGCCCUGGGCUUCAACCCCCCAGAUUUGGACAUCAUGGAUAAACCACCCCGCAACCCUAAGGAGCCACUCAUCUCUGGCUGGCUCUUCUUUAGAUACCUGGCCAUUGGAGGAUAUGUGGGUCUGGGAACAGUGAGUGCAGCCACAUGGUGGUACCUGUUUGAUGAGGAGGGCCCACAAGUGUCUUUCUAUCAGCUGCGACAUUUCAUGCAGUGCACUGAGGACAACCCCAUGUUCAAAGAAAUAGACUGCGAGGUGUUUGAAUCUCGCUACCCCACAACCAUGGCGCUGUCUGUGCUGGUCACCAUCGAAAUGUUCAACGCGCUCAACAGUUUGUCUGAGAACCAGUCCCUGCUUAGGAUGCCUCCCUGGGUCAAUAUUUGGUUGCUGGGAGCAAUCAUCCUCUCCCUCUCCCUCCACUUCUUAAUCCUCUACGUUGAGCCUCUGCCACUCAUCUUCCAGGUGACCCCUCUGCGUUGGUCCCAGUGGAUUGUGGUCCUGAAGAUUUCCUUCCCAGUCAUCCUACUGGAUGAGGCUUUGAAAUAUUUAUCCAGGAACCAUCUGGAAGCCUAAACUCUUUUAAUCUCACCUUCUGUAAAAAGGUGAUGAGGAGAAGAAGUAUCGGAGGAGAUGGCAGCUGAACUAAGACCUCUCCCUCAACACACUCACACAGUUAGACACACAGCUACCCUCUUCCCAUUUUUGAGCUAGGAAACGUUUCUCUCCCCUGCCCUCGUUCCCCACUUCUGCAUGUCCAACAAACCACCACUAGAAAUGAGGGGUGGCUUGCAUGAGAAUGAGUGUGAGAAAGCGAGAGCGCUUGUGCUCCUGCAAGCAUGGCUUUGUGCGAGUGCUGCGUGUGUGUGUGUGUGUGUGUGUGUGUGUGUGUGUGUGUGUGAGG
Molecule: messenger RNA, 2980 nt
Organism: Haplochromis burtoni (Burton's mouthbrooder)
Lineage: Eukaryota; Metazoa; Chordata; Actinopteri; Cichliformes; Cichlidae
Product: sarcoplasmic/endoplasmic reticulum calcium ATPase 3
Biological process (GO): intracellular calcium ion homeostasis; calcium ion transmembrane transport
Cellular component (GO): membrane
Molecular function (GO): P-type calcium transporter activity; ATP hydrolysis activity; ATP binding
Source: RefSeq, a predicted model, not a curated record